AAGAACCGAGUCAAGUGAUCCGACUCACUGAACAGAGCUCCAUCAGUAUCUGGCACAAUGGCGCUCUGAGCACGUAAACACCGUUCAAAAUCGGUGAAAUCAGCUUCUUCUCGCACAGUUACACACGUUUACCAGAUGUCCGUGGCGAAUGCGAGGCAGACGGUCUUUAAUCCGGUAGUUCCUUACACAGGAACCAUAGCAAGUGGGCUCCAUCCAGGAGAGAUGGUUGUUAUUCAAGGCUGUGUCCUCAAUGAAGCUGACAGGUUCCAGUUUGACCUGGGCUGUGGCAGCAGCACCAAACCUCGGGCAGACAUCGCCUUCCACUUCAACCCUCGCUUCAGGAACCCUCCCAGCAUCGUGUGCAACUCUCUGCAGCAGGGCAGCUGGGGCCGGGAGGAGAAACUCGAUCAGAUGCCCUUCAGACAAGGAGCAUCCUUUGAGACAAUCAUUCUGAUCCAUGAAGAUGUCUUCAAGGUUGCAGUAAACGGUGCCCAUAUACUGGAGUAUAAGCACAGAAUCCCUCUGGACAGGGUGGACACAUUCUGCAUAUCAGGAAAAGUCAAAAUACAUGCCAUUGGUUAUGUCCCCAACUCAGCAAUAUUUUCAGAAUCAGGUGAUUUGAGUAUACCCUACAAAGGCAGUAUACUUAAAGGGCUCAGAUCAGGACAGCACAUCACAAUAAAGGGGCAUAUCAGCUUAUUCCCUCACAGUUUUACCAUAAAUUUGAGGUGCAGCCAAUCAGAAAAUAUCGCCCUGCACCUUAACGCUCGGAUGAAAUCGAGCAUGUUCAUCCGCAACUCUUUCUUAAGCGAGUCGUGGGGCCCGGAGGAGCUUGAGCUGCCGUUCUUCCCUUUCUCUGCUGAAAAAUACUUUGAGAUAAUCAUCCUGUGCCAGGCCCAUCAGUUUAAAAUUGCUGUAAAUGGAGCCCAUCUGCUGGACUACAGGCACAGAGUGCAGGACCUGAGCACCAUUAACCAGCUGGAGGUCCUGGGGGAUCUGGAGUUACAGGACAUUAAGCUGUGGUGACUUCACAUCAUCAGCAACAGGACAUUGUGUUUUCUUUUCUGUUUCAGCCUCUUUCUCCCUCUUUCAGUUAGGAGUAUCCCUGCGAGGUCACCUGUAGUUCCUGUGCACUGACCUGGUGAGAACAAGAGAGGUUCUGAAACAUGGUAUACAGAGAUUAGCCUAAACUGGUAUCUGGUAUAGUUUCUUUUAGGAAAAGAAAGUGGUGACAAAUUAAGUUUUUUAGCGUAUAAUAAUGUGAUUAAAAUUUGACACAAAGCACUGCUACAUAUUUAAAUAUUAAAUAUUAUCUACAGUAUAAGUAGAUAGCCAGUGGCAACACCUAUAUGCCUUAUAUGCUACAACUUGAGGAACAAUUAGCAUUUUUUAUGCUUAAAAUUCAGUUAAAAUAUAUAAAUAUAAACCACCUCUAGCAAUUGCCAGCUGUUAAAGAAAAUUAUAAUACAGGCAUGUGUGCAUUUUUUAUUUAAAGUCCUAAAUUGGACAUUGCCACGUGUUUAACAUAAACAAUAUAAUAUAAUAAACUGCUAUAAUGAAUAUCCAAAACUGAUUGGACUACGGUGGACUGUAAUACAUAUAGUUUAAAGGCCAUCUUUAGACUCUUGGUGAAAAAGGAGGACUGGGGGCAAAUAAUGGACUGUUACAGAGUAAUUGUAUUCCUGUUAUAAAUGUACUUUAUAGAUAAAUGAAGAUAAAUAUAAAUAUUAAAGCAUGUAAUAAAUAAAUUGUUUUCAAUAAAUAUAUAUAUAUGGUGAAAAGUACUGUGUUACAUUUA
Messenger RNA from Astyanax mexicanus (Mexican tetra), 1798 nucleotides. It is a transcript of the gene lgals8b, whose product is annotated as galectin 8b. NCBI's taxonomy places the organism in Eukaryota, Metazoa, Chordata, Actinopteri, Characiformes, Acestrorhamphidae. The record is from RefSeq and is a predicted model, not a curated record. The transcript has 8 exons. Gene Ontology annotation, molecular function: carbohydrate binding. The coding region runs from base 136 to 1026 and encodes 296 amino acids.